Messenger RNA from Drosophila subobscura, 3046 nucleotides. RefSeq names its product ecdysone-induced protein 74EF (gene Eip74EF). Lineage: Eukaryota; Metazoa; Arthropoda; Insecta; Diptera; Drosophilidae. The record is from RefSeq and is a predicted model, not a curated record. Gene Ontology annotation, cellular component: nucleus. Gene Ontology annotation, molecular function: sequence-specific DNA binding; DNA-binding transcription factor activity, RNA polymerase II-specific. Gene Ontology annotation, biological process: regulation of transcription by RNA polymerase II; cell differentiation.
CAAACAACAAACAAAACCCACAAACAACGAACCGAAAGUGCAAAAGGAACAAGUUUUAGUGCAAUUUUAAAAGAAUUAGUUUAAACAAUUACAAAGGAGAGGGAAAGGGAAACACACUGUGGAGUGAACCACUAGGAAAAGCCAUGUCUAAAGUGUAACACGCUGCGUAUACGCAACCAUUUAUCGCAGACAUCACGCAUACGACGCGUUGUGCAAAAUGAUUAUGGUGCAACAUUUGGUGGCUGCCACGGCGCACAACUUCGCCAGCCAGGCGGCAGCCCUAGCCAAUGUCUCCAGCUCCAGUUCCAGCUCCUCGCUGUCCUCCUCUUCAUCACUGUCCUCAUCAUUAUCCUCUUCUCUGUCAUCGUCUUCGUCGUUGUCCUCCUCCUCAUCCUCUUCGUCGUCCAGUUCGUCACUGUCCUCGGCCACGCCCACGCCUGUGGCAUCACCAGCGGCAGCAGCUGUGCCAGCACCAGUCGAGGCGCCGCCAGCAGCGGGGGAGAGCCCAGAGGCCGAGGAGCCCAUGGAGGAGGCUGCCAGCUGCCAGGAGGAACCCAAAGCAGAGAAAGAGGAGCAUGAGGAGCGGGAGAAGCUGGUAAAGCUGGAGAAGCAGGAACGGGAACCAGAACCAGAACCAGGUGCCAUAGAUGAUACCGAGUCAGGGUCGGCGCGGCAAAGUCCAUGUCCAGCUGCGUCCGCCGCCAAAGCCCAAGAGCCAGCGCCACCACAUGCAGAGGAAAUCUGUGCCCCAGCUGUCGCCGUGGAUGAGGCGGAGGAGGAUGAGGAGCCCGAAUCCCUCGCCCCGGAGUGCCGCGAGUUCAAAGUGCUGUACAACCAUCUGAGACAGCAGCAGCACCACCAAUCCUCCCCGGACAAAACUCGCAGCACCCUGGACGAUGUAUCGAAGAUUCUGUGGGAGCGCAAGCAGCAGCUUCAGCGGACUUCCGUCAUCACCAGCAAUGUCCAGGCUGCCGCCAGUCAGCUCCUGCCUCAGCCACAGCACAGGGAUCCCGCGGGAAGCCAGCAACAGCCCAUGAGCGACAUCGAAGACGAGGAGACCCUCGAGGAUGUGGACGAUGCCGAGGCCGAUGCGGAUGUUGAGGCAGACGCAGACGAUGAGGAACUCCUCGAGCAGUACCAGGAUGGCUACGACUCGCCUCUGGAUCUGUCCCUGAGCAGUGCCACCAGCGCCGCGGCCAAUGCUGCAGCGGCCGUCUCUGCGGCCAGUCGCCGUCGUGGACGCACCUACUCCGGCACGGAGUCGGACGACUCGGCGCAGUGUGAGCGGGCGAGGAUGCGCCUCAAGCCGGAGCGCAAGGCGGAACGUUCGGCGGCCUACAAGAAGAGCUUGAUGAAGCGAUACUAUACCGAAAUUCCUAUUGUCAAACAAUCGACGAGUCCGGCACCACAACAGCAGCAACAGCAGCAACAACAACACCAGCAACAGCAACAACAGAUCCUGCAGCAGCAGCAGCAACACCAGCAGCAGCAGCAGCACAACGGAAGCUCCUUCGCUGGAGCCACCACAUUGCUGCAUAUUAAGACGGAGCAGAACCCGUUGCUCACGCCGCUCCAGCAGCAGCAGCAUAGCUUACAUGGCGGUGCAACGGGCGGUGGCACCAAUGGUGGUGGCAAUAACGGGAACAACAACAACAACAGUGCACACCAGCAGCAGCAACAACCACUGGCCAUACCGCACCGGCCCCUGUUGCACAAUCUGCUCAGCGGCGGCGCCAUCCACAAUCCACAUCACAGGAACUACACGACGGCCACAACAGGUUCAUUUCCGCCCAGUCCCGCGGAUAGCGGCGUGUCCGACGUGGACAGCUCUAGUUCCGGCGGCCAGCCCUGCGCCGACGAGCUGAAGGCGCGCCUGGGCAUGCCCACUGCCACGUCAGCAUCGGCAGCGGCCGCAGCAGCAGCAGCCGCCGCGGCAGCGGCACACCUCCACACGGGCACCUUUCUGCAUCCGAAUUUAUACCAGAACAAUGCGGCGAAUUCGCUGAGGAACAUAUGGAAUCGCAGUGUUGGGGUGCCCGACAACUAUUAUGGCAGCAGUGGAGGCGGUAGCGGCGGUGGCGUCGGCAAUCCAGGGGCGCCCGGCGCUCCCCAGACCCCCAGCUACCUGACAACGUCCUACUUCAACGCACCGACGCAGCAGCAGCGCAGCUCUGGCGUCAACGGCUAUCAUUCCCUGCACCAGCAGCAGCAGCAGCAGCAAAACCAGCAGCAUCAAUCCCAGCAGCAGCAGCAGCAGCAGCAGCAACAAGCGUACGCGCAGCAGCAGCAGCAUCCGCACUCGCAGCUGGCGCCUCCCUCGCAUCCACAUCCACACCAAGCGCAGCAGCAGCACACGCAUUCCAGCAUCGCCAAUGCAGCGGCGGCCUCCGUUGUGAGCAGCAGCAGCAGCGCGGUGGCAGCGGCCGCCAUGCUCAGCGCCAGUGCAGCGGCGGCGGCGGCCGCCUCACAGAGCGUCAUCCAACCGGCGACGUCGAGCGUCAGCUAUGAUCUCUCCUACAUGCUGGAGCUGGGCGGCUUCCAGCAGCGGAAGGCGAAGAAGCCGCGCAAGCCGAAGCUGGAGAUGGGUGUGAAGCGGCGCAGCCGGGAGGGCUCCACCACCUACCUGUGGGAGUUCCUGCUGAAGCUGCUCCAGGAUCGGGAGUACUGUCCGCGCUUCAUCAAGUGGACGAACCGGGAGAAGGGUGUCUUCAAGCUGGUCGACUCGAAGGCGGUGUCCCGCCUCUGGGGCAUGCACAAGAACAAGCCGGACAUGAACUACGAGACGAUGGGCCGUGCCCUGCGCUACUACUACCAGCGCGGCAUCCUGGCGAAGGUGGAUGGCCAGCGGCUGGUCUACCAGUUUGUCGAUGUGCCCAAGGAUAUAGUCGAGAUCGACUGCAAUGGCGUGUGAGGGAGGAGAGGAGAGGAGAGGCGGCUGUAAAUAGAUGUAAUCCGAGAUCGGUUCAGAUCGGAUCACUUUCAGACCGAUGGCAAUAUGUUCUGGGGAGCGUAAUAACCGUAAUAACCGGCUAGCGGCAAUAGUAGC